GCACUCAUUUGCCCAAGACGAUAACUCACAAAACGCCCUGUGGCCCGACUGUCACGACUGUAGUUCGCCAACCAAGGGCAUUUCCUGGAAAUGCAAGGGGACACGUAUCUGUGACACUAAUGGCCGUUCUGACGUGCGUUACGCCCCUGGAAGGACUUGGAAAUACUGAACUUGAGUGAGCACUGGGAGGAUGGAGACCCUCAUCCUGGGAGGAGUCACUCCUCCCGCAGCCAUCACAGCCUGACGCCCCCUCUCCCCAGAAGUGCUUCUUAGGCCCACCCAAAAGGGCAAUGGACCUCUCUGUAUGCAAGCCAGAGCAGUCUACUGUUUGUGUAUAUUUGGGUUGUUUACUUUCUUUUUAACACUUAAAUGUUAAUUGACUUCAAUCAUUUUUAAAAUUAUAAAUAGUGUCGCUAUAGACUUUUUUGUACUUAUUAAGUACUGACCUGCAUGAUCUUCGUGAAGCAGUGCUUCUGUUACCAGAAAGGGGUCCGGAUCCGACCCCAAGAGAGAGUUCUUAGAGCUCACGCAAGAAAAAAUCCAUGGGAGAGCACAGUGCAAAGCCAAAGCAAGUGUAUUAAGAAAGUAAAGAAACAAUGGGUACUCCAUUGUUAGAGCAGCAGCUUGGGCUGCUGGACUAGGGAUACUUGUAUUUAUUGCUUGAUGAUGUGCUAAACAAGGGUGGAUUAUUCAUGAGUUUUCCAGGAAAGAGGUGGGCAAUUUCAAUUUCUCGGAGCUGAGGGCUUCCCAGCUUUUUGAACCAUACAGGGUAACUUCUGAACCUUACCAUGGCAUUUGUAAAUUGCCAUGGCACUGAUGAGCGUUUCUCUUAGCGUGCUAAUGCAUAUAAUUAGCAUAUAACCGAGAGGUGAAGCCAGCUGGGCUUCUGGAUCAGGUGGGGCCUUGGAGAACUUUUCUGUAUAGCUGAAGGAUUGUAAAUACACCAAUCAGUGCUCUGUGUCUAGCUAAAGGUUUGUAAAUGCACCAGUCAGCACUCUGUAAAAACGGACCAAACAGCACUCUGUAAAAUAGACCAAUCAGCGCUCUGUAAAAUGGACAAAUCAGCAGGAUGUGGGCGGGGCCAAAUAAGGGAAUAAAAACGGGCCACCCGAACAACCAGCGGCAACCGCGCUGGGGUCUACUUCCCAGGUGUGGGAUGUUUGUUCUUUUGCUCUUUGGGUCUGCACUACCUUUAUGAGCUGCAACACUCACCCUGAAGGUCUGCAGCUUCACUCUUGAAGCCAGCGAGACCACAAACCCACUGGGAGGAACGAACAACUCCAGACACGCCGUCUUUAGGAGCUGUAACACUCACUGUGAAGGUCUGCAGCUUCACUCCUGAAGCCAGCGAAAUCAUGAACCCACCGGGAGGAACAAACAACUCCAGCACGACUCCAGACGCACCGCCUUUAUGAGCUGUAACACACACCGCGAGGGUCUGCAGCUUCACUCCUGAAGCCAGCCAGACCAGGAACCCACCAGAAGGAACCAAUUCCGGACACAUAACAAGCAGCAGUGAGGACACCAAAGACACAGACCCAGAUGCAGAGGCAGAGGCAGCCACACAGCCCCUCCCAGCCACAAUCACAACCUCAUAUUCAUAUAAUCACAGACCCUCCACCCCACAUAGUGGGUGGAAUCCUGCCAGCGCAUUCCACUCACACACACACAAAAUCCCAUUCUCACACACGUGCACCCAAGCCUCGUCCCGCACACACAACAUGACAGGCCACAGAGCCGGCUGAGAGUCUCAGCACGCAUGGACGCCUGCACUGCGCAGGUUGCAGCCCAGGCUGCAGGACCACAGGUGGCAGGGACGACACAGCAGGUGGCCGGCCAGGGAGUGGCAGUGGCCUCCAUCCUCCCUGCUCAGCCACAGCCCCUGCUUCAGCGUCUGCCAGUCCAACUGUCAACUCAUCCACUCAACUUUACAACUGGAAUGUGGGGGCGUUCAGGGCCCUGCCACUGGUGACGGCCACUCUAAGUCCUACCCAAUGCUGGGUAGGUCCUUUAAGAGGCCCAAGUCCUGGGCGCUACUAUGAGGUUCUGUACGUGCACAGUGAUGGCUCAUGCCUGGCCGAGGUGAGCCCACUCAGUCUGGGUGGCACAGCCUAAUCUAGGAACUGCUCUGCGGUUCUACAUGGCUCUCAGCAGCCCAGUGAGUGUCCUCUGCACCGGGCGUGUCCCUCAGGUGCUCCUAGCCAGACCCUCCCUUGACACAGUAGGGCACAAACCGCUAUUGGAGCGGCACUGGCACCCGAGUGUACAAGCGUCAGCAUCCCUGCUGCCUUCCCCACCCCCAGCUGUCCCCACCUGCUGAUUCUGCCCCUGGGGUCACACUUACAAUUUAGGGUCCUGUCAGGAGACAAAAAUCACGUGAGUGACAUCAGCUCCCUCAUAUGUAGGUGCUGGGAAAAGGGCUUGUGGGGUGCCUGUAUAAACUGGCCAUAAAAAUACGGGAAUAAGUUGUGGAAAGCCACAAAAGGCCUCUGAGGAGGAAAGCCUCCUAAUUGCCAUCAUGUUCCCAUGCUCAGAGCAAGACCCGCUGUCUUCUCUGUAAACACUGUGCUCAGGGAGAAAGACACUUCUUUGAAACACUGGAAUGUGGACAGACGUGCAGGCUCCCAGUCAAGGCCGCUCCUACUAGCUACUCUCCAACAAGUUAAAGUUAUGCUGUUUGAGCACAAAGGAGACUCAUUUAAACUGCUAUUGCUAUAGAUUAUGCCUGUGAUGCACUGCCACCCUUUCACUGUUUCUCCCUGAACAUCUGCUUCUUAGAUCGAAGGGACUGUACUCAAUAAAUAGUGUGGAGACCAGAGCUCGGCACCUUUUGCAGCCUCCACAUUUUGCACUGGCCCCCUGGCUCCCCACCUUUCACUCUUAACUUGUCUUUUCUCAAUCCUUUGUCACCACCAGACUUCGGGUACCCUACGGGUAGUGUUGAGGCUGGUCCCCAACAUGUAGGAUCCCUUCACUGUGUCACAUGUGUCCCUAACACACUUGCUACAUCUCAUGUCCUUUAGGUUCUGUGUUUUACUCCAGAUAAUGUUCUUUGAAUCUAAAUUACAGUUUACUGAUUUCUCAAAAGCUGCACCUAAUGUGCUAUCCAUUCAGACAGACAUACUCACUUAGCAAAUGUUUGUUGAGCCAGCACUCAGUGGCAGAUUCUGUGCUAGGGCGUGCCAAGUGCAGACACACGUUUGCCAAGACACAGGGUCACAUGUGCAUGCACACUCAGACUUGCAGGCUUACACCAGUGUUCAGCCUGCUCCCAAUCCCAGGGAGCUCCAGGGAGGACAGAGAGAAUGUCACAACACCCAACCCCUCCCACUGCAUGCUGAGUCCAGUUCCCGAUACGCUGCCACCCCAACAGCAUGGCCCAGGGCCGAGGGUCUCUCUGCAGACCUGCCCUGACCACAUUCACACACACACACACACACACACACACACACACACACACACACACACACACGAAGAGGCAUGUGCCUUGUUCAGAUAUACAUAAAGCUCACCCAUCGCCAAAUUCCCUGCCUGUGCCUGCUGGGACCAGACUCCGCUGUCAUGAGGGUGACAUCCGCCACCUGUGCUCUUCUGCUGGCUCUGAUCUGCAGCGUCCAGCUGGGGGAUGCCUGCCUGGAUAUCGAUAAACUGCUUGCGAAUGUUGUGUUUGAUGUGUCCCAAGACCUCCUGAAGGAGGAGCUUGCUCGUUACAACCCCAGUCCCCUGACAGAGGAGUCCUUCCUCAAUGUCCAGCAAUGCUUUGCCAAUGUCUCCGUGACAGAAAGAUUUGCUCAUUCAGUUGUUAUUAAGAAGAUCCUUCAGAGCAACGAUUGCAUAGAAGCAGCCUUCUGAUCUGAGGACCCCUGCAGAUCAGAUAUUGGCCCUCCUGCCUUCCUUGGGGCUCCCCGCGUUCCUGGCCUGGCUCUGUUCAUCACUACAGAGACCCCAAUGAACACCUGCAGCUCAGUUCUGUGUUCUGGCAUCUGUGUGGGGUUGGCUGUGACCGCAUAUGCAGAGUGUGACCAGGGUCCCAGUGUGAAAAUAUGCGACUGAGGAAAAACUCUACAGGUGUAGCAUAGACAUGCCUGUUUUCUUUUUGGCGGGGAGGAGGGUGGCUGGAGUGCAUUGGCGCGAUCUUGGCUCACUGCAGCCUCCACCUUCUGGGUUCAAGCGAUUCUCCUGCCUCUGCCUCCUGAGUAGCAGAAUACAGCCACACACCACCACGCUUGGCUAAUUUUUGUAUUUUUAGUGGAGACAGGGUUUUGCCAUGUUGGCCAGGCUGGUCUCAAACUCCUGACCGCAAAUGAUCCACCUACCUCAACCUCCAACGUGCUAGGGUUAGAGGCAUGAGCCACUGUGUCCAGUCGAUAUGCCUGUUUUCGGAACCCAGGAAAUCAACCUUAACACACUUCUCCAUCCCUACCUACCCAAGCUGUCCUUUUUUCUCCCCCUACCUCUACCCCACAACCCCUCAAUGCAGAACCUCCAGGGCUCCCCAGGACUCGGGAUGCUGGAGGCUGGGAAAUCACACCCUCCUGGCUAAGUCACAAGCCUCAGCGUCCCCAUAAAUACCUGCAGCUCAGCUCUGCUCCUGGGGCUGGUGGGACCAGGCAAUCUGCAUGAGGCCAUGGGUCUGUGUGGCCAUGUCACCAUGACAGGGGACAUUGACAUUGAGGUCACAGGGAACGAGUGCCACCCUCAAACACGGCCCCUCUCUCCCACCUCACCCCUCAGUUGAUUUCAUCCUCGAUGGAGGUCUCAGUGGCCUUCAAUACACUGAUGAGGCUCCAUCAACUCCUUCUGGGGGAGGUCCCUCCCCAAACCUCAAGCCCUUUCCGCAGGCUCCUUGGACCUCCCAGGCGGUGGUCGCCUACCCCUAUCAGCUCACACCGCCCUAGACUCCUCCCUCUCCCUCCCACCCAGGUGUCUCUCAGAUGACACCCUCCAAACCCUGUCCCUCCCUCCUGCUCAGGUCAGCGAGACCUCCAUCCCUCUGAGUCUCCCUGCCUCCAGCCUCACUCCCCUUCCAUGGGAAUACCAGCCUGGAUCUUCUUUCUCCCUGGAUCUUUGAGAGCUCAUUUCCCUACAAGUGCAGACCCACCUUCAGCAGGGCACACACGGCUGGCCAGGACAAGGCUCCACUGCUGACCACCCUAUCUUUGCACUCCCAGAUUUCCUUUCAACAUUCUUCUCCUCCCUCACUCCCACUGCCCAAAAUGCCCUUUCUCCCUUCCACCCAUUCUCCUUGUCAUCCCUCAGCCGUCAUCUCCUCCAGGUCACACGUUUCAGUCCCCCAUCUCAGGACACAUCAUCUCCCCUCUGUCCCCAGAAUUGGCCUCAUUUAAUGCACUUUCCAUCCCAGUCAUCACCCAUCCACUCAGCCAGGGAAGAAGUGUCCCCUGCCACACAUCAGGCCCUUUCCCAGAGCCGGGCACCCAGUGGAAAACAAGGCAGGUGACGGCCCUGCUUCCCUGAAGUUCACAUCCAAGGUGAAGAGGGGGUUGCAAAGCUCAAGAAAAUUGUAAUAGUGAUGAGAACCACAAGGACCACCCAACAGGGAAAUGUGAUCAGGCGGGACUGGCUUGAGGUGCCACAUUGGUCAGGUGGUCCCAGAAGGCAUCUGAGGAGACAACAUCUCCCCUGAGUCCUGAAGAACCUGAGGCAGCCACCAGGUGAAGGUCUGGGGCAGGGAAUGCGGCAUGAUGAGAAAGGAUUUGUUGUGUUGGAGAAAUGGCCAGUGCAGCUGGAACAAGGGGCAGCAGGGAAGGAGGUCACGUCAGAAAACGAGGCAAGUGCCAGGUCACGCAGGACCUUGCAGAAAGGUGGAUCCUUUCCAUGUGCAGUGAAAAAUCCUGGGAGGGGAUGAGCAGGACUUACGAGGUCACACUUUCCCUGUUGGAAUAGAGCAACGGGGGCGGCAGUAGAGGCAGGAAGACCAACUGGGAGUCCCUGUGGCCGUCCAGGUAGACACCGUGGCCUUGUCACAGUGCAGCCCUGGAGAGACACGAGGGAGACAGAGGCUGGGGCAGCACUGACAGCACCUGCUGUUGAAUUGAAUAUGGGGAGAGGAUGUGGAGAGAAGGGGAAUCAAAAUGAUCUCAUCACAUUUGGGCUGGAGCAGCUGGCUGGAUGUGAUGCCACUGCUGAGAAGGUGAAGCCUGGGGAGGAGCAGGUUUAGGGCAAAGAUCCAGAGUCCCAUGCUGGCCUGGAUAAGUUUCCCACAUCCAAGACAUCCAUUAGCUAUCCAGGAGGACGGGACACAGGGGGUGUGAGACGCUCUAGUUUGGAGCUCAUGGAAUAGUUGGGCCUGGAGACAAAAACAUGUAAAUUUCAGCAUUUCAAUGGAAUUUAAAUCUGUGGAGCUAAAGAAAAUAAUGCAGAUCAUGCUACUUAUUCAGUCUCAAUUAAAACUCAGCUUGUAGCAAUCAAAGAUGGAGAGUUUCAACCAGAAGUAAAUGAAAAGAAUUAGAAAUGCCCUGAGAAAUUUGGACAAACAUGUUAUUGAUAUAAAUACUUUGAGAUGCAAAAGCAUUUCACAUGUGUUUGAAAGAAUAAGGAAAAUGUUAGAAAAUAAUUGUCACUGAAGAUGAGUCUACCCAUGAUCUGUCAGUUGUCCUGAAAUUGAGUAAUUUCUUAAAAUGACAAUGUCCUGUGAGUUUACUUUAACUAAAAUGCUUACGACUCUGUUAUUCUUAAUGAUAUGUGAUGAUCUCUGUAUUGUUGGUAUAAGGAAUUAUAUUCCCUACUUGUAUGUUUCAUAGAA
Molecule: messenger RNA, 6763 nt
Organism: Homo sapiens (human)
Lineage: Eukaryota; Metazoa; Chordata; Mammalia; Primates; Hominidae
Gene: SCGB2B2
Product: secretoglobin family 2B member 2
Exons: 4
Coding region: 3562-3852 (96 amino acids)
Cellular component (GO): extracellular region
Source: RefSeq, marked validated